AUGACAGAGUGGACUUUGCUCAAACGUCUCCUGGAUGCUGUCCAUCAUCACUCCACUAUGAUCGGACGCCUAUGGCUCACAGUCAUGGUUAUCUUCAGGCUGCUCAUUGUUGCUGUUGCUACAGAGGAUGUGUAUACGGAUGAACAAGAAAUGUUUGUUUGUAACACUUUACAGCCAGGAUGUUCAACUGUGUGCUAUGACACAUUUGCACCCAUCUCACAGCCUCGGUUCUGGGUGUUUCACAUAAUCAGUGUAUCCACUCCGUCGCUUUGCUUUAUCAUUUACACAUGGCAUAACCUGUCCAAGCAACCACAGAAUAGCUCUCAGAUGCUGGGAAAACGACCAAGGCAUAAAGCCAAUGAUGUAAAGCAAGAGAAAAGAGAAGAGACCUUCGACUGCAGCUGUGACUCGGACAAUUGCUCAAUCUAUUCCCAUAAACAUCUCGGUCACAGCCUGGGAGAUGUGCUGGAGGACCUCACUACCCAGAACAUUCAGAAAAAGGACCUAAACAAUUCUGUGAACUUGAUCCAUCCCCAAACCUGCACCUUCAGAGAGGGCAUUGAGGUAGCUCAAGUUAUUUCUGGUGGAGUUCUGUCCAAAUGUUACAUUUUCCAUGUUUGUCUGAGGGCUGUCUUGGAGAUUGGCUUUGUCUUGGCCCAGUGGAAGCUAUAUGGCUUCCAUGUACCUGUACAAUUUCUUUGCACUUCUUCCCCAUGCAGGCAACCAGUGGACUGCUACAUAUCCAGACCCACAGAGAAGACCAUCUUCCUCCUCUUUAUGUUCUGUGUAGGAGUUUUCUGCAUUUUGCUGAACCUCCUGGAGUUAAAUCAUUUGGGUUGGAAAAAGAUUCGUCAUGCAUUGAGAUUAAGAGAGAAAAAGUCUUGGGGUGGCUGUCCAGGUAUCCAGGGUGGAUAUAAACGUUUUCCACCUGAUAGCCCUUCACUCACAUCUUCUUUUGGAUUUAGGGAUGUGACCAGCACUACCUCUCUACCCACUCUGGACCUGGUGGUGGGUCAUCAGCCUGAUUGGAGCUGUGCACUUAGCCGUGAAGUUGUGGAAGUAGAAGUCGGGCCUGGACAAACAAAGCGAUCUGACUCACAUAAAUAUGAAAGGCAGCUUCUGAAGAGCAAGAAGGAGAUUGAAAGGUGCAAACAGAGGAGUGCUGAAGUCUGGAUAUAG
This is a messenger RNA of Poeciliopsis prolifica (blackstripe livebearer), 1179 nucleotides long. It is a transcript of the gene gjd6, whose product is annotated as gap junction protein delta 6. Gene Ontology annotation, cellular component: connexin complex. The transcript has a single exon. Lineage: Eukaryota; Metazoa; Chordata; Actinopteri; Cyprinodontiformes; Poeciliidae. The coding region runs from base 1 to 1179 and encodes 392 amino acids. The record is from RefSeq and is a predicted model, not a curated record. Gene Ontology annotation, biological process: cell communication.